This is a messenger RNA of Monoraphidium neglectum, 3846 nucleotides long. RefSeq lists its product as hypothetical. The transcript is spliced from 2 exons. The coding region runs from base 1 to 3846 and encodes 1281 amino acids. The record is from RefSeq and is a predicted model, not a curated record. NCBI's taxonomy places the organism in Eukaryota, Viridiplantae, Chlorophyta, Chlorophyceae, Sphaeropleales, Selenastraceae.
AUGGACCUCAAUGGCAUCGCCCCUAUGCUGCUGGACGGCCCCACGCUGGGGUCGCCUGAUGCCAUGGCCCUGUUCCCAAUUGACGGGCCGCUGCGUCAGCACCCUGGCCAUGUGCAGCUCAGUCACGACGCCUAUGACUUGCAGCCGUUUGAGUGCGAGCCACAGCUGCAGCAGCAACACCAGUUGCAGCAACUGCAGCAACAUCAGCGACAGUAUCAGCAGAUGCACUGUGAACAGCAGCAACAGCAGCAGCAGCAGCAGCAGCAGCAGCAGCUGAUGUACGGUGUGCAGCAGCAGUCGCAGCAUAUGCAGCGACAGUGGCUGCCACCCAUCGAGGGCUCGUGUCUGCUGCCGCCGCUGAACGGCGGAGACAGCUCCCAGCGCUCAACAGGCAGCGUCGGCUGCAGGCGGCGCGAUCCUGCGGGUUCCCCGGACUCGCCCAGUGUGCUGAAUGUUGGCGGUGCAGCGCUGAGGGUCAAUCAGCACAAUAUUCUACAGCAGCAGCAGCAGCAGCAGCAGCAGCAGCAGCAGCAGCAGCAGCAGCAGCAGCAGCAGCAGCAGCAGCAGCAGCAUCUCCAGCUGCAGCAGCGCCACGCGAUGCUGCAGCAGGCUGUUCUGCGCCAGGAGCGGCAGCUGUUCGAGACGCAUCACCUUGCGGCCUCGCACGCACAAGCUCGCAGCUUGGCGACGUCCCACCAGCAGGCACAGCUGCAGCGUGCGCAAGCGGAGCAGAUGCGCGCUCUGGCGGACGCGCAGCGCGCCGAGCUGGACGCGCUGCACGGGUCCAUGCUGCACAGCUCCGGCGGUGUGGAUGCCAUGCGCGCCCACAUUGCGCAGCAGAUGGCGAUGCGUGAUCAGCUCCUGCAGCGCACAGAGCGGCUCGCUGCGGAGGUGCACAGGCGCGAGGCAGUAGCGGCCACGGCUGGCGGGAGUCAUGUUCCGCAGGCGCCAUCGCUGCUGAUGCAGCACUCGCACGACAGUGGGCCGUGGCAAGCGCAAGCGCUUCAGCAGCAGCAACAGCAGCAGCAGCAGCAGCAGCAGCAGCAGCAGCAGCAGCAGCAGCAGCAGCAGCCGAUGCUAAUGCAUCACGCCGACGCGCUCCCUCCUCAUCAGAUGCACCUUGCAGCAGCCCACCCCAACCAGCGCAUUUCGGCAAUUGAGGCAGCGCGCCAGCUGAAAGCGCUGCUGUCAAGCCUGCCCCCAGAGCAGCGCCGCGCAUACGCGUCUGACCUUAUGCGGCGCCGCGGGCAGCUGCUGGCCGCCGGCGCGAGCGGCGCGGGUGCGGCCGACGUCGGUGCAGCUGCCUUGGAGCAUUGCCAAAUGCUAAUGGCGAAAGGGCGGGCACACCCGGCGUCGGCAUCGGCUGCGGCGGCAGCUGCAGCUGCUGCUGGGGCAGCGCCAGGGGCAGCGCUUGACGCUCCACUCCAUCAGGCAGCUUUGGGGCUUGCGCAGCAAGACAUGUCUGGUCGCACCGGCCAAAAUGGCGAGCUUGCCGCCAUGGACCCCUGGGCUGCAGCUGCCCGCGGCAGCAAUGGCACCAGCGAGACUCUGCUGCUGCCGCCCUCCACAUCACUGCCGCCAGCAGGCCACAGGGACAGACUGCUGUGCGGCGUGCAGCGCGCGGCUGCCGCGGCCCCUGAGCACCACAGCGAGGGCGAGGGCGGCGGUAGCAGCGCGGACGGUGCAUCCGCAGCAGCAGGCGGUGCCGCUGGGCGUGACACGGCGGUGAGCGAGGUGCGGCUGGUGGUGACUGCGCUCGUGCACAGCACUGUGGCGGCCCUUGAGGGUGAGGCCGCCGCAGCGGCUGCGUUCAUGGCAGGUACAGACGCCAGGGCGCCACAGCCCCCGGCUCCGACUGCUGCCGCCAGCCUCAUGGACCAAUGCUCCCCAAAUGUGGGCGCCAGCGGCAGCGGUGGCGGUUGCAGCGCGCCUGCGCCCUCCAGCGCGGUGUGCGCUGCAGUGCGCGACGGUAUUGGUGGCUUACUGGGCAGCGUCAGCACCAGCUGCAACAGCCAGCCGUGUGCCAGCAAUGAGUUCGCGUACGUCCCUGCUGCGGCUGCCGCCGCGGACGGCGCCGCGCCUGCUGUGGGCAUGCAGUGCCCCGCCAUUGAUGACGACGCGGUGAGGGCCCUGCUGCUGGGGGACGACCUCGCCCUGGUGGAGGGCGGCGGCGCCGAGGAGGGCGGGCUGCUGGACGACUUCCUGGCCGGCUUUGGCGGCGACGACGAGCUUGUGAUGGGAGGGGGCGCUGUGACGCGCGCGGGCGCGGCCCGGCAGCCCGCCCUGCAUGCAGGCGAACAGGGGCUGGCGUGGGGCAUGCAGCUGCCAGGGGUGUGCCACCUGGCGGCGACGCUGGGGCGGCAGGAUGACGUGCUGAUGGCGCCGCAGCACGCCCUGCCGGGCGGCAGCCACAUGAGCAGCGCGUCGCAGUGCAUGCACCCCCACCCCAUGUCGGGAACGUCAGUGCACCUGAUGCACUCGCAGCCGCACCAGCCCGAGCCGGACGUGCGGGCACCCUCCUUCUCUGCCUGGAGGGCAACGACAGAGCACCAACAUGCCGCGCUGCUGGCAGCUCAUCAGCAGCAGCAUCAGGAGCAGGUGCAGGCCCAGAACUACCUGGCGCAUCAGCAUCAGCAGCAGCAGCAGCAGAAGCAGCAGAAGCAGCAGCAAGAGGCCAACACAUACACAGCGCAUGCCUGGAGGGGGCGAGGGGGGUCUGAUGUUUGGGAUGCUGCAGGUGGCCACCUGGCGGCACCUGGCAUGCACCCCGCGCACCUGGCGGGCGUGCCACACCAGCCCUUGGGCGCCUUGGGAGGUCACCGCGGGAUGCAGUGGGCGACGCAGUGCUCGCUGCACGUUACGCGCAGCAGUGCGCCAGGGCAGCAAGGUGUGCAGCAGCAGGCGACGCCGUUCGCGCGAGCGGAGAACCAGCCGGCCGGAUGUGCAGUGGCCGGUGGCGCAAUCGGCCGUGCACCAGGCCUGGCUGGCGAGUGCGCGUUAGCGGGAAUGGUGCCACGGGCCCUGGGGAAUGGCAGUGGGCCGCUGCCCUGCACCGCCGCGGAUGAGCCCAGUGCUGGGCCGCGCCGCGGCGCGAUCCGCUUUGCCAGCGGCGCGGGAGCCCCCCUGUACCCGGAGUCAGGGCAGGGCGCAGACGAGCACGCGCUGCAGGCCGCGAUAGCACCCACAGAGGGCGGCCAAGGAGCGCCCCUUGCACGCAGCGCGAGCGGCGGCCUGACGCUGCGCAAGCGCGGCUCCGGGUCUCUUGGACUGGGCGCGGCCGAGGCGCCGCGCCUCAAGCCCUCUAAGAGCCAGCGCCUGCUCAGCGACGACGCAGACUCGGCUCCCGCCCCCAGCCCGGCCACCGCAGCGACGGCAGCGCCGCCGCUGCCCCGCGCCGCCGCCCGCGCCCUGGCAGUUUCUGGAGGCGGCACGGCCGCCGCCGACGCAGCGAGUGGUCGGCGGGCCUCGUUCUCAGACUUGGUGACUGCCGGCUACAUCCUCCCCGGGCUGUAUGAGUUUGGGAUCGGCACCGCGCAGUGCGUGACGGCCGAGGUGACGGAGUCCGGCACGAUCCGCUGCGCCGGCGAGGAGCACGGCAGCAUCAGCAGCUUUGCGCUGGCCGCAGCGCGCUGCCGCAACCCGCUGCGCCAGGCUUGCGACGGCUGGAAGGAGGUGCGCCUGGGGGGCCGCAAGCUGGAGGCCUGGAGGGACGCAUUUGUGCGCGGCGUCAGCCCGCCAAACGCGCCACAUAAGGAGGUGGCGGCGGCGGCAGCGAUGGAGGUCCAGGCCGCGCCGUCGGCGGAGCUCGAGACGGCCCGGGCUGCUGGCGCACCUGAUAGCCCUUAG